AUGGCAACCGCUCAGACAACGUCAAGGAAGAAAACUGUUCUGACGAUCAAAGAAAAAUAUCUUGCUUUGAAAGGGCUUGAAAAAGAAGGAACAACUAAAACGUCUAUUGCUAAAAAGUAUGGUGUCCCACCUAACACACUUUCAUACUGGGUUAAGAAUAAAGGUGACAUUUUUACCAAGUAUGAAUCAGGCCAGUAUGGAGUUAAAAGACAAAAGCUUUCUUCCGGAAAAUACGAUAACAUUGAUAAAGCAGUUUACAAGUGGUUCGUUAAUGCUCGUGAAAGAACUGUGCCGAUUAGUGGUCAAAUCAUUCGAGAAAAAGCAUUGGAUUUUGCAAAGCAAUUCAACGAACCUGAUUUUAAAGCUUCAGAAGGCUGGCUAGACAGAUGGAAGUACAGACAAAACAUCAUUUACAGAAUUAUUUCUGGAGAGGAAAAGUCUUGUACACCAGGGAUGACAACAAGCUGGGAAGAAACACACCUGCCAACCAUUUUGUCACGCUAUGAUUUACAAGACAUUUUCAAUGCUGAUGAAUUCGGCUUGUUCUACCAGAUGCUUCCAACAAAUACCUAUCAUGACAAAGGUGAAAGAUGUGCUGGUGGAAAGUUCAGCAAAGUUCGUUUAACAGGACUUGCAGCAGGAAAUGCCCUAGGUGAAAAGUUGCCCAUGUUCGUUAUCGGAAAAUCGGUUACACCGCGCUGUUUCAAAGGAGUCAAAAGUCUUCCCUGUCAGUACAAAGCUCAAAAGAAGGCCUGGAUGGAUUCUGAAAUCUUUACCGAUUAUGUGAAAAAACUCGAUGUUAAAUUUGAAACUGCGGGUCGAAAGAUUGUCUUGAUAAUUGACAAUUGCCCAGCUCAUCCAGAAGUCACUGGUCUUAAAGCAGUAGAAUUAGUUUUUCUACCACCAAAUACAACGUCUAAGACCCAGCCCAUGGAUCAAGGUGUAAUCCGAGCAUUGAAGGCAUAUUACCGGUCAAAUCUUGUGAAACGUCAAAUAAAGUUCAUUGACGGCGGUAAAGAGGUCCCUAAAAUUAACAUUCUUAAAGGGAUGCAAAUCUUGGUCAAAUCAUGGGACGCUGUUUCAAAAGACACCGUUAAAAACUGCUUUAAGAAGGCAGGCAUCUCAAAAGAAGCACAGAUCACGAGUCUCAAUGAUGCUGAUGACCCAUUUAAAUCUCUUUCUGACAGCAUAAGCGAGUUGAAAAAAAGAGAAGUUGACGGCGACAUCUUUAACGCAGAUGAUUUUGUGGAUAUUGAUUUUGAGGACAAAGAUCAAAACGCGCCGAAUCUCGAAGAUGACGAUGAUGAUGAAAUUGAGGCACAUGACAUCCCCCCGAAGAAGCCAAAGCAGUCAUAG
This is a messenger RNA of Hydractinia symbiolongicarpus, 1356 nucleotides long. RefSeq names its product tigger transposable element-derived protein 4-like. Gene Ontology annotation, molecular function: DNA binding. NCBI's taxonomy places the organism in Eukaryota, Metazoa, Cnidaria, Hydrozoa, Anthoathecata, Hydractiniidae. The transcript has 2 exons. The record is from RefSeq and is a predicted model, not a curated record. The coding region runs from base 1 to 1356 and encodes 451 amino acids. Gene Ontology annotation, cellular component: nucleus.